ACUUGUUUCAUAUCAGUACAAAAGCCUCAUUUAUUAAAGUAAAUGAUGGAUAUUGAAGCGAAAAUAAGAGAGGACAUGCGCGUCCUUGGGUGUAACUCUGACUUAAAAAUAUCAAUGGCUUACCAACUUUACAUUUACUUAGUGGACGUGAAACUUAUGUACGACACCGAAUACUGUUACAACAAAGACGUAGACACCUUAUAUAUAGUCGCGAGGCCCAGUAAACGGGAAAAAAUGAACAUUUACGUGCCCGUUCCUACGCAUGAAGAUGUGAACAUGGAGUUUAUUGGUGUUUUGCAGCAGAAUUUGUGUACAAUAGAGACCGGCCCUAGUAUUAAUUUAGCUUUCAUCGAUGGGGAUUCGUCAACAGUUAUCUACACAUUUACUAAAGGUAUCGUUGAGAGGCCGACGCCCGAAAAGGUGGCCGAGAGGAGGAUGCGGGAGGAGCGGAGAAUGUUCAUUGAUAACGAACUGAAGAAGAAAAAGAAUGACAUUCUGAACAACGCAAUGAAUGGAGGGUUUGUGGAUGACGACGAGUGUCAAGUGAUUGAGUGAAGUGUGUAAAAUUGGACAAUAAUUCACAAUCCAGUUUAAUUGAACAAUGACAGAGACACAAUAUUACUUUUGAUGAUGGUAUUAUAUCUUAUAAAUAACUAAUUUAAUAAUCUUGGUUUCUCUGUAAGAGAUGGAGCUUGCACUCUGUUUAAUAGAACUGCCAGCAAAAACCUGUGAGUUGCCAACACUAUGUCAUGCCAAGGAUAUUCUAUAAUUGUGAAUUAACAUAAUGUAGCCUAAACCACAUAUUUUUAAGUAUACUUUAAGCUUUACAGAUUUGCUAUCAGUUCAUUGUUCCUGAUGUUUGUAGUUAACAAACGAGGCGAGGUUUUAAACAGUCACAUAGGUAAUCUAGCCUCAUAAGUUCCCGCAUACUUGUACAAGUACAAAUUCAAUUCCAGUUUUGAACUCAUAUAGAAACUAGCACUAACGACCACGGAGCAAAGCCUCGGACAGACAGACAGACAGACAGACGGACAUGGCGAAACUAUAAGGGUUCCUAGUUGACUACGGAACUCUAAUAAAAGAAAGUUUCAAAUUCAAAAGUGCAAAUAAUGCCCAAGGUCAUACAGGGUUAAAUCACGUUUUUUUUUAGGGUUCCGUAGCCAAAUGGCAAAAAACGGAACCCUUAUAGAUUCGUCAUGUCCGUCUGUCUGUCCAAUUAUGUCACAGCCAUUAGUGGGAAUAAGUUACACAGUUUUAUUUUAUCAAUUUAUUAUCAUUGUACAUUCUCUCUGAGUUAACUUUACCUUCAAAUCUGACUAAUCAAUUUUCAACACAAAUAGCCUGCCUUUUUAAAUCGUGAUGCCUGCCUAAGUUCAAAUAUUGCUCAGCAACAUACCUAAAUGUUCUGGGGCCCAUUUCUCGAACGGUAUUCGUUGAAUAUUUUUAGUGUUGGCAACACACUGGUAACAAAAAAGAAUUGACAGCAUGGACUAAUAUUAUCCCUUGAAGUGGCAGGCAGUCGACUCCUGACUAAUUAUGUCAUUUAAAUUUUAAAUUUGAUUAAUUGAAAUAAAAUCUGAAUUCCAAUAACUCAAAAAUGACAUAUGCCACUUGAAGAGUUAUAAGUCUAAUUACCAAUACCAUUCGAGAAAUAGGCCCUGGCAUUUAAAAUGUUAAUAUCAAAGAAACUUGAAAAUAGUAGUAUAUCUAGUACAGUAGGCGCUCAGUAAACCGGCACUGAAAGAUUUUCCCCCGUCCCGGAUUAUUGGAAGUGCCGGAAUUUGUAUUAAAAUAAAAGUUUUAUAUAGAAAACAUAGUUUAAACAAUAACGGCAACAUAUUGGGUCUCAUUAUUAUAAUGUUCAACAUGUACAAUGUGUUUGAUUUCAGAAGAGGAAGAUGAUGCUUCAAUGAAUAAUUAUUUUAUUUUAGAUUGCUUCUUACUAUAAUAUAUUUUGUUAAUAUAUUGCCUCUUAGCUUGCUCAAAGUCAGUAAAAUGUCAUCUAAAGCAUUGUGUUCUACUGCCCAAGAUUGAACUGCCAAGCAGGAGCCACAUCACACACAAUGUAACUGCUCUGUACUCCGGCGUUCGGCUGUGUUACUGCCGGAUUACAGAGCGAGCCAUCCAAGACGAAAACUGCAGAUUACUGGACGUGCUGGAAUGGCGAGCGAUUGGUUACUGGUUCCUGUCGGUCAUUGGUGCCACUAAAUUCAUAAUUAUAUUUGCUUGUUGUCAAUAUUGUGCUUGUUUCUUUUUUGUCAUCUAGGUGGAGAUGAGAACAAUUUACUAGGCUUUUGAGUCAAGGCAGUGAUGUAUGAGGCCCGUCAUAGUCGGAGCGAUAAUAUAAAAAAUAAUAAUAAAAUAAAAUAGCCUUUAUUUACAGGACAAAGAACAGUAGGAACUAUCUCUCUAUUAUCUCCGAUCUAUUGCCACUCUGCUCCAGGUACGGCCAGCUACCUGCGCAAUGUCAUCAUCCCAUCUCAUUAGAGGUCUCUUUGCUCCUCUCUCUCCCUCUCUUGGGUGACUCGCUUGCUCCAUUUAUCUGUGCCUCGGAUGAUAUGGCCAGCCCAUUUCCAUUUAUGUCUUCUAAUUUUUAUGGCAAUGUCUUGGACUUUCGUCCUAUUCCUAAUUAGGGUGUUUCGUAGCCGGUCAGUCUUCCGUAUACACCUAUCAUGCUCCUUUCCAUGGCACGCUGGAGCGAUAAUAUACCAAAUGAAAUUUUAUAGCAAGGCGUCUUCGAUAUAUUUUAAGUAACAUUUGACGGAGUUAACACACGAAGCCAUAAUGUAUAUUUUGGUAUCUUACGAUAUCUUAUAGCAACUAUAGCAUGGCAUCUUAAGAUAGCUUGCAAUAUUGAAACUCGGUCUAUUACGAUAGAUUUUGGUAUAUUUCAUCUCUCACAAUGUAGGUGCUAGACAGACAGCAAUAUAGAUUUUGGUAUUGUUGGCGUGUUUGGUGCUUCGCUAUACUGUAAGAUAUCUGUCGGUAUUUACGGUUAUAUAUAUGUUAUCGCUCCAUCUGUGACGGGCUUUAGGACCAAUACCUCCAAUAAGAUAUACAUAGGUAGCAUAGAAAUUUUUUAAGUUUUGUUUUUCCUAUUAAUCUGUUAAGUUUAGGUUUAGGUUAGUACUCUGAUCUAAUAAAUAGAUGUAGUUAAAUGAUACAAUGUUUAUAUUUUA
This is a messenger RNA of Cydia pomonella (codling moth), 3179 nucleotides long. RefSeq lists its product as uncharacterized. The transcript has a single exon. Lineage: Eukaryota; Metazoa; Arthropoda; Insecta; Lepidoptera; Tortricidae. The record is from RefSeq and is a predicted model, not a curated record. Bases 43 to 555 code for a protein of 170 amino acids. Gene Ontology annotation, molecular function: nucleic acid binding. Gene Ontology annotation, biological process: tRNA splicing, via endonucleolytic cleavage and ligation.